Molecule: messenger RNA, 1245 nt
Organism: Pocillopora meandrina
Lineage: Eukaryota; Metazoa; Cnidaria; Anthozoa; Scleractinia; Pocilloporidae
Source: the annotation of a GenBank genome assembly
AUGGUACGACUCGCCAGACCGCUAAAGAAGAAACUGGGAUCGAAGCUUCUUUGGAUAUGCUUCGCGACAAUUUUUCUCACAUGCGUGCAUUUCGUUGGUCUUUUCCUUAAACCUUUGGAUUACCAUGAUGAACAGCACAGUGAAAUUGGAGUCCAUGAUUUCGGCGAGUUUAAGACAUUCCUUGGUGGUUCGACAAAAAAAACGCGUAGAAAUCUAAUAAUUGUAUCUCAUGGCCGCUCUGGGUCUUCGCUGACAGGAGAUAUUUUUAACCAUCAUCCCUCAGUGUUUUACAUGUACGAACCGUUACAAACCGCUCAACGAGUUUACAAGAAGAGCGGCAAUCAAACUAGUUACAACAGGCUGGCCGAAAAGCUAUUAGCCUCCCUCGUUCAAUGCAGAUUCGAUCAGCCUCAGACCGCACUGGCGGACAUUGAGAAUUAUUACCGUAAACCAGCACAUCCGCGCAUCAGCCAUGCAAUGGGAUCACCGCCUCUGUGUCCAGUUGAGAUGACGGAUCCCAAAUGGAGUACCGAACUUUGCCCUCCUUUGUCAAGCCAGUCCUUAGGUGACGUCUGUAAGGAUAAGUACAAUUUGACCGUCUUGAAAAUCCUUCUCUCCCGAAUUCCUGAGAAUAAUAUGAAAACAGUUUUAACCGCUUGUGACUCGCACGACGUCGAAUGCAAGAUUAUCUUCCUCGUUCGAGACCCUCGAGCAGUGAUCCCAUCUUCACUUCAGAUUGGUUUUUUCAAAGAAAAAGGAGGGUCUGAUUCUAAGUUAGGCACCAGGGUGUACAGUUACACGCUGUGUCAACAAACAGAGAGGAAUUUGGAGCUAGUGAGGAGGUUACCAGAUUCUUUGCGAGCACGGAUUAUGCUCCUGCGGUACGAGGACUUAGCGAUGGAGCCAUCAAAAGUGUUAGAAAGACUUUACGACUUUGCUGGGUUGUCUUUGUUGGAAAGCGUGCGCGCAUGGCUAAACGAAACCACGCAGCAGAGUAGGAAGGACUGUAAUCGUGAAUUAGAUGGCCCUUUAGUCACAUGCACAAAAGAUGAUGCUUGGGCAGCGGCUAAUCGUUGGAGGUGGAAGGUUCAUCCACACGAAAUCAACGUCAUAGAGCAUUACUGUCGAGGUGCGAUGCGCCUGAUGGGAUAUCGGCCUGUGGACAUGUCACAUGACCUAUUAGCGAACGACAAGAUUCCACUGUUCAGCAAUGACUAUGAAGCGAAACUCUGGUUUUUAAAUUGA